AUGUCCCCCAUGAAUUAUCUCAGUCUGCUCCUAGUCGUCGCGACAUUCAUCUCUUACAUCCCUCAAUAUCAGCGUAUGCUCACUUUGAGCUCAUCAGCUGGUCUUUCCAUCGCAAGCGUUCUUAUUAUCACAUUGAUGAAUCAAGUACAAACUGUUACUAUGUACUAUCUUUUUAAGACGGCACCAGACAUGAGAUACGGCAUUCCGAUCGCUACACCACCUUCCAUUCGUGACUGGCUUAACCUCUCUCAGAUUCUUGUUCAGUGGAGUUGCUCGUUGUUCUUAUUUGCGCUCGUCAUUUAUCUACCCUCUCCAACGAUCAGCCCUACUGCUAAAAGAGUUGCAGUGGGGCUUUGGAUCUUCCAUGGGCUCUUUUCUAUCUUCUAUAUUGUUGUAGGAGGUCGACCCGAAGACAUAGUAUUUAAUAUCAACCGCAAUCUUCACGUCAGCAUCGUCAAUCCUCUCUUCAUCUUCCUGGCUGUCGUUGCUUUUUAUCUUCAGGCUCGUAUAAUACCACCUGUCAAUAAACCGGGUGCAUAUAGCGAAUGGACACUUGGCACCCAGUUAUUCAUAUUCAUGCUUCUUGCCGUUUCGUGGCCUUUCAGGCUGAUACUUCCUCUUAAUAUGUGGGAGUUGGGACCGCAGGCAGCCAUAUUUCUUGGAUGGUACCCUUGGGUUGGAUGGGCUUGUAUCAAUACCACUAUCUUGACCUUUGAUCGAGGCAUUCUGCUACUUUUAUGUAUUAGAACAGCGAGAUUCAAUGGCGAGUUUGGAUCUCAUGAUGAACACGAGGGUUUGAUUCGCCCUAGAGAGCUUUAG
Molecule: messenger RNA, 819 nt
Organism: Botrytis sinoallii
Lineage: Eukaryota; Fungi; Ascomycota; Leotiomycetes; Helotiales; Sclerotiniaceae
Exons: 3
Coding region: 1-819 (272 amino acids)
Source: RefSeq, a predicted model, not a curated record